AUGGAGGUCGCUCAUCCUGUGCCGCGAGCGCGCUCCGGGCGCUACUGGAAGUACGGUCACUCCCCCGUGGGCCUCUCGCGUCUCUUACAGGAGCGCGAGGUGCGCGGCAACGCUCGUGUCAUCGACGCUGCCUGUCAGGGCCACGGCAGUCUAGUACGUCGUCUCCAGUGCGAGGCCGUGCUCGACGGUCACGGAGGCUGCGUCAACACGCUCCAAUGGAACGAAACCGGCAAGUUGCUGGCGUCCGGAUCGGACGAUCAUAAUGUGAUCAUAUGGAACUAUGAGCAGCACAAGAAGCAGCAGGUGAUCGAGUCCGGUCAUACGCUCAACAUCUUCGCCGUCUGCUUCGUCCCAGGCACAGACGACCACGUUUUGGCCUCUGGAGCCAUGGACAACGACGUCCGUAUCCACUAUGCGCCGUUCCGUGAAGACUCGUCCAAACUUUUCCGUGUCCAUAGAGACCGAGUCAAAGAUAUUGGCACCUCGUGGGCCGUGCCCAAAGUAUUUUGGACAGCAGCCGAGGAUGGACUGGUGUAUCAAUUCGAUCUACGCGCUCUACCCAGAACCAGUGGGCGAUGUGAGACCCCAGACACGUCAGGAGUUCUCAUCAAUUUAGGCAGGGACAGGAACGGUAGAGUGUUGAGAGGAAUGGGCAUGACGGCGCACCCGUUGGACCCGACGAAAAUCGUCUUGGCUUGUGGGGAUUUCUACACGAGGAUGUACGAUCGACGCAUGUUGCGAGUGCAGCAACACAUCUCGUCGGCCAGAAGUGCAGGGGCUACAAGCCCCGUGGAGGUGUUCGCUCCUCCACAUUUGCACUUGGAUGCCUAUUGUGAUAGUAAAGCGCAGAGAUUUCACGAUAAAAGUCACGGAACGAGCAUCCGAUUUAGCAGUGACGGGUCCGAAAUCCUCGCGAAUUACCAUAAUGACCACAUUUACCUGUUUAAAGUGGGGUCGAACGAGACGGUGGUGUUCAAUAAGGACAACAAGAGUGAGCCUCAGAUUCAACCGCUAGCGUGGCUCAACGGUGCUCACAUGGAUGAACCCAACUUGCCACUGGACUUGCACUUGGAAGGGGUGCAAAUGCUGCACGAACAAGGCAGAGAAGCCCUAGACAGGGAUGAGUACACACGAGCACUCAAGUCACUGAAUCUGGCGUGUGGUGCUCGCGGCGUGACGGAAUUGACAGCAACACGGCGUAAAGAACUUCAUCACGACUGUGCUAAGGCCUAUCUGGGACGAUCGUGGAACGCAGAUAGCUAUCUGGCCGCGUUGCAAUGCAAGAAGGCCCUGGAGCUUGAUCCCAAUGAUCGCGACGUGGAGUUGACGUACAUCAAGGCACUGAAUGCGGGGAAACGGCAACGACAAGCCAAGUGGCAGGCUCGACGAUACAAAGAGAAGUAUCCAGACCAUGAGGCAGAUGUGACAUCGUUUCUGAACGGAACGGCAUCGACUGACCGAGUCGGACGUACGGUGGACCGCACCUUCCGUUUGUAUCGAUCGUCGGAUGAGGAUGAUUCCAGUGAUAGCGAGGAUGAAGUCCCUCAUGGCAACCAGGACGACAACUCUGGAGAGGAUCUACCGGACGACGAUGACGGCUUCUGGGAGGGGAAUUUAGUGAACAGCACGCCUGUGAACUGUGACGUUCUCCGACGUUAUAUUGGCUAUUGCAACGUGCAAACGGACAUUAAAGAGGCCGCUUUCCUUGGCAAGAAUGACGCCUAUAUCAUAGCAGGGAGUGACGAUGGCCGGGCACUGGUGUGGGAUAAAUCUACUGGAGAACUGGUGAACGCAAUUGAGGCGGACGCAGAUAUUGUGAACUGUGUUCAGCCGCAUCCAUUUGAUGCGUGCUUAGCAACGAGUGGAAUCGAGAAUGUGAUUCGCUUAUGGGGUCCGACUAGCGGCGAGGAGAACACGCCGACGGAAGCUGAAUUGGAGGAAAUCGUGUCGAAAAACCAGAGUCAAAUGGAUGACAUUGCCAUUUCGUUCGAGGGUGCAAUGCAUAACAUGGUUCGUUUGGUCUUCCAGGCGGGCGGUGACCACCAAGCUAUCCAGGAAUGUGCAACCAGUUGA
Phytophthora nicotianae INRA-310 is the source of this 2073-nucleotide messenger RNA. RefSeq lists its product as hypothetical. Lineage: Eukaryota; Oomycota; Peronosporomycetes; Peronosporales; Peronosporaceae. Gene Ontology annotation, molecular function: protein binding. Bases 1 to 2073 code for a protein of 690 amino acids. Gene Ontology annotation, cellular component: cytoplasm; Cul4-RING E3 ubiquitin ligase complex. The record is from RefSeq and is a predicted model, not a curated record. Gene Ontology annotation, biological process: negative regulation of fatty acid biosynthetic process. The transcript has a single exon.